CUAGGCCCAAUUUGAGAUACAUAUAGCAUGGCGGACAAGUUACAGCACACAGCUGAUACGAUGCCCAAUGAUCUUACGAUUGAUUUGUUAACAAGAAUUACAGAUAAUUUUUCAACGAAGCACCAAAUUGGUCAUGGUGGGUUUGGAACAGUUUACAAGGGAGUACUAGAAAAUGGGGAAGAGAUUGCUGUGAAGAAGCUCGACAUAAUAUCACUUGAUGAUGUGAAAUUUAUGAAUGAAUUUACUAACCUCAUGAGUGUCCGACACAAAAAUAUUGUUCGAUUAGUUGGCUACUGCUGUGAAACAAGACGUAAGCUUGUCCCACACAAUGGCAAGUUGGUUUUGGCUUAUAUGGAGGAAAGAGUUCUCUGCUUCGAAUAUUUGCAGCGUGGAAGCCUUGACAAUUAUCUUUCUGACGAAUCCAGUGGAUUUGAUUGGUGCACACGUUACAACAUAAUUAAGGGGACAUGCGAGGGUGUAAACUAUCUUCACAAUGGACCGCAAGGUCAUAUUUUCCAUCUCGACUUAAAACCUGGCAACAUAUUGUUGGACAAGAACAAUGUGCCGAAAAUUGCAGAUUUCGGGCUGUCAAGGCUAUUUGAGAAAACACUAUCCCAUCAUACAACAAAAGUGGUUAUAGGAACUCCAGGUUACAUGCCCCCGGAAUACAUUGAGAAAAAACAUAUCACGGAGAUGUUUGACGUAUUCAGUCUAGGUGUGAUAAUAAUAGAGAUAAUGGAAGGACCUAAGGCACGGUCAAAACUGCUUGAAAUGCCUUCCCAAGAGUUCAUCGAGCUCGUCCAUGAAAACUGGAGUAGAAGAUUUCAGCAGACAACGCCGACGUAUACAUCUGAGGAAAUAGGUAGUCUUCAACGACAAGUGAAGACAUGUUUAGAAAUGGCGUUACAAUGUGUGGAAGCCGAUCGACACAAAAGGCCUACGAUAGCGGAAGUUGUCAGCAGACUGAAUGAAUUAGAUGCUAUGUUUCAGAGAACGUCACCAUCGCUUUUACCUUCUGAGCUGCCGAUUGAUCCAGCAUCACCUGGAGAUCAGGAGGUUGGAGUUCUUCGUAAGUUUGGCCCUUGGGGUGGGAAAGGAGGGAGCGCUUAUGACAUCGAGGUGCCACCCCACCGUCUGUAUAGUGUGACAAUUUGUAGCGGUGAAAUCAUCGAUUCGCUUGCAUUCUCAUAUAUUGGACCUAAUGGUCAAAGUAUCACUAUUGGUCCUUGGGGUGGAAAUCCUGGCCCUAGUCCUUAUACAAUUCAGCUCGGUCCCUCAGAGUUUCUAUUGGAGGUGUCUGGAACAAUUGGUCGAUUUGCCAAUUCACGUUCUAAUGUUAUAACAUCACUUACACUGGUCACUAAUGAGGACAGAUAUGGCCAUUUUGGAACAGAAAGAGGGGAUCCUUUCUGCACCACACUGCAAACAAAUUGCAGCAUUGUUGGCUUCUUUGCUCGUGCAAGUAGAUACAUGCAUGCAAUUGGUGUCUAUGUGAACACCAACCAACUAAACCUUGCUGUCAGUAGACGACGCUUUAGAACGGAUAAUUUAGGGAAUGCAAACGAAAAGCUUGUCAAGAUUGGGCCCUGGGGUGGAAAUGGAGGAAGGGCUCAUGAUGUCAAUGUGGCACACCACCGUCUGGAAAGCAUAGCAAUUGGCAGUGGCAGCAUCGUCGAUUCACUUGCAUUUUCAUACAUAAAACCUAAUGGAGACAGGCUCACUGUUGGUCCUUGGGGCGGUGCACUUCCAAACCCUUAUACAAUUAACCUGGAUCCUUCAGAAUCUCUGUUGGAUGUUUAUGGAACAAUUGGCCCCUACGUCGAUUCACGUUCUGAUGUUAUAACGUCAAUUACAUUUGUCACCAGCAAGGAUACAUAUGGACCUUAUGGAACAGGAGGAGGGGUUCCUUUCAGUACCCCAGUGAAAGGCAACAGUAGCAUUGUUGGAUUUUUUGGGUAUGCAGGUAGAUACAUGCAUGCGAUAGGCGUCAACGUGGAUGCAGGAGUGGACGAGAACGAUCGGCUUGCAAAGAUUGGGCCAUGGGGCGGAAGCGAAGGAAUUGUUAAGGACAUCAAUGUGGCAGUGGCACCUCACCAUUUAGAAAGCGUGACGAUCUGCAGUGCUGUUGUCAUUGAUUCACUUGCAUUUUCGUACAGUAAAUCCAACGGGCAAAAAUACGAUAUAGGCCCAUGGGGUGGUCCUGGUGGGAUGAGCCAUACAGUUAAGUUCGGCUCUUCUGAGUUCUUGGUGCGAGUUUUUGGAACAAUAGGUCCAUUUCGUGCAUCACGAUGUGUUGUAACAUCUGUUACAUUUGUUACAAAUGUUCGUAGCUAUGGACCUUUUGGUCAAGGAGGAGGGACUCCAUUUGACGUUCCAAUGCAGAGCAACGGAAAAAUUGUUGGCUUCUUUGGUCACGCAAGGUCAUAUGUCGAGGCACUUGGGGUCUACGUUCGCACAUAUUGA
Molecule: messenger RNA, 2463 nt
Organism: Oryza sativa Japonica Group (Japanese rice)
Lineage: Eukaryota; Viridiplantae; Streptophyta; Magnoliopsida; Poales; Poaceae
Source: RefSeq, a predicted model, not a curated record